AGCAGCAGAAGCUGCAGAAUUGCGGUUCUGCUGAUUUCGAGCUCGUGCGGCUGCUCGAUGGGAAUCCGAGUCUUACACCAGAGCGGCGGUGCAUGGACCGGAAGGAAGAAUGUGAAUUUGUAGCCCACAUUCUUCUCAUAAUCACAAUUUCUCAGGCUCGGUUCCCGUCUUUCGUCCAUUUGGGUCGUCGUCAUCGCAAUAUUUUGCCAUCCCCUCCCAUCCCCUGCACACACGCUCGUCGCCGAUGUUUUCAAUUUCUCGGUGAAAUUUGCGCCGCUUCACCGAACGGAUCAUUGCAUUCGCAGCUUCGACGGUUCGGAGUGCCCGAGCAACAUUCCUUCCAGUUGUGGAGUUCAUGUAGAAGUGAUCUAACUUCUUCCCGUGUCCGCCGUGAUACGUAGUCGCAUUUUCAGUUCUUCAAUUCGCCUGCGACCGAACGAAUGCUUCGUCCAUAUCGGGAACCUCAGGCGUUCCCUGCAACCUUUCGUUCCAGGCGUUCAAUGUGAAAACUGCGAACAACAUUUUACGAGGGAAACGGGGCUGGCAUUUGGAGCUCGGGUUUAAUUCUCCGACUCGUGGAGCGAAUGGCUGCAGAGCUCAGAAAGUGGAGCCCUAGUGGAGGUCCAUUCUGGGAAGGUCACGAGAUCCCGAGGAAGAGAAUCGGGUUUCAGCUUUUCGAACGCCGGCUGGUCAAUUCUGUCUUUACUCUCUACUCUUGCACCUUCUGACAUCCGACUGGCUCCUCGAGAGACGACUCUGAAGUGGGAGUCAAGCGUUGAGGUUGUCGAUCCUCGAGGUUCUUGUCUGCUCGCCAGCAUUCUCGGAAAUCGCGCAUCCGCCGCCGCAGAUGUUAGCUCUGCUUUUGACACCCAGCGUAAUCGGGAGAGUCGGGAGGAUUCUGCAACCGAGAAGUUUUCACGCCCGAGGCCAGGUUGCCAACCUCAUACACUCUGGACCGCUCGGCGUCGAGCAGAAGAGUUCGAACGAGGAUGUUUUUGUGCCUUGCUGCUUCAGGCCGACCAUAAGGGUUCGCAAAGUUCGACUCGUGCACAGAUUCCAUCCAGUGGAGAAAAUGGUGAAAUCACGAGCUUUGCAGGCAGAGGUUAAACGUGAAUCAGGAAUGAAAUCUGAUCUCCAGCUGGAGUCGACGAGUGCACUUCUGCAGCCGCGGAAGCCACGAGGUAAUAAAGUGAAGCCAGAACCUGUAAUUUUAUUUGUGAAGCGGGAGCCUGAAGGACAGUCUCCUCAUGUCGAGACGCGUCCGCAAACGAGGAGUUUUAGGAAUAGAGUCAAGACGGAACCAGCAGAAUUUUCAGUGAAGCAGGAGGCGCAGGUGGUCCAGGAAAGCGAGACUCGUCCAUCGAGAAGGAAGACAUCAGUGAAGGUAGAACGUAAAUCGGAAGCAGAGGAACUGGCUCAUCUCGUCAAAAAUGAGUUUACAGGCAGAGAGAAAUUGCGCAGGAGGAAGCUAGAUCAGGUUACAGAAAGAGGAUGCUCUGAAUCGAACUCGAAGAAAAGCAAGAAAGCCGUGGAUUUGGACGCUUCAGUAACUGAUGUGGCCACUGCUCUUGUUCUCGUGGAUGCCACAAAUGUCACUCCUGCCAGCGAAGCAUCUCUUGUGUCGCUGAAUUUGUCGCUUCCUUACAGAGGCCCGUACCCUUCUCACACGAGUCCUCAUCCUGAAGAAUGUGAAGCAGUGAGAGACUUACUGGCCAACCUCCACGGUGAGCUGCCCGAGUAUGAAAGGCAUAGAAUAUCGUGUCCGACCAUAGAAACGUCCUGUUUACAAAUACAAGAAGCUGCUGGAAGUGAUAGCCGUCCUUCCGUCGGUGCGGCAGAAGCCCCGGCUCCGAACGCAGCAGACCUCGUGGCGGUCGAACGAACUCCAGAAGAAGCUGUGGUGGUUCCGACCGGGCAUCCGAGGGAACGACGGACCGUCAUAGACUCUCUGGUGGGCACGCUUUUGUCACAGAACACGACGGACAACAAUUCUCGGAAGGCGUUUGCCAGCUUGAAAAGAAAGUUUCCAAGUUGGCACGAAGUUCUCGAGGCAGAUCCGAAAGAUGUUCAGGAGAGCAUACGCUGUGGCGGCUUGGCCGAAAUCAAAGCAGGACGUAUACUGAAUAUUUUAAAGACCUUGUUCGAGGAACGUGGAAAACUGUGCAUGGAAUACCUGCGAACGAUGUCAAACGAAGAAAUCAAGAACGAGCUGUCCCGAUUCAAGGGUGUUGGCCCGAAGACGGUUGCUUGCGUCCUCAUGUUCCAUCUGCAGCGAAAUGAGUUUCCUGUGGACACCCAUGUGUUCCGCAUCUCCAAGGCGCUGGGUUGGGUUCCUGCAUCUGCAGACAGAGAGAAAACUUAUCUUCACUUGAACGAGCGAAUCCCCGAUCAUUUGAAGUUUGAUCUUCACUGUCUGUUCGUGACGCAUGGGAAGAAGUGCCCUCAUUGUGCCAAACGUCAGACAAAGAAACCGAAGGACGUAGAAUGUCCGCUUGCCAACUGGAGGUCCAAAGUUUCCAAGCUCCGGUUCAGAUCAUCGCCCUUACUUACGAACGGUUCUGAGUAGUCGUGAGCGAUCUCGCAUGAGAUGUUCUCAAGACUUUCAUAGUAAAAUUUGAAAAUUAAUGAAAGCACUAAAUUUUGAUUCAGCGUUUAUGCGACGUUGAUCUCACACCAUAUUUUC
Messenger RNA from Marchantia polymorpha subsp. ruderalis, 2683 nucleotides. The record is from the annotation of a GenBank genome assembly. Lineage: Eukaryota; Viridiplantae; Streptophyta; Marchantiopsida; Marchantiales; Marchantiaceae.